AUGGAGGGUCUGUCGCUGGCUGAAGGCUCCAGCAAACAAAGGAGAAUGCACAGGCGUCGCCCAAGAAAGUCUCCCAAAGAAGGCGAAGAGAAGCAGAGUCGAAGAGGCAAGCUGAAGAAGGCAUCGACCCCAGAGACACCCGAACAGGACUACCGAUUCUUGGAGAUUGUGAAGCUCGUCAAAAAGUACAUUCCUAUAACGAUAAAUGGUCUUGCGGUCGAGAAGAUUGUUCUGCUACAGUUAGAGAACCAGGAAAACGUUCCCAAGAAGGCAAAAGCAGAGAUCGUCAUUAACCAUGUACUCCGUCUAAUAAAACGAGAUGCCCUGCAACCGUUGUAUCUCAGUUUCAUGAUACCCCCCGCUGACCCCGACUUCCCCUUUGAGUUGGAUACGUUGAAGUUCAACUUGACCAUUCCUCCAAACUACCCCAAGGAUACGAAAGAGCUCCCAUCGAUCAUUGUUCUCAAUAGCGAUAUUCCCAGAGGCUUCAGCAUCAAUAUUGAAAGAGGCUUCAAGGAGAUUGCCACUGUGGCAAGACUGAAAAAGAAGAUCGAGUCUGAUAUUACCCUUGUGGAUGGGAGAGGCCUAUUAUCGCAGAUUCAAACGCUCAACAAGUACUUGGAAGAUUUCUUGAAGCAGGAAAAGAGACAGACAAUGAAGUUUGUGAGCUUCAAGCCUACAGAAAACGCAUCACCUGCUCAAGCUACUAGAGAAACUACGCCUGUUGUGGUUCCUCCUACACCUCCACCGGAACCUCCAGCACCACACAUCAGCAGUGAAACAAACAGACUCAGAAUCAAGUACAUCGAUGAAAUGUGCACGAAACUUGCCCACCACGUCAAGUUGUUCCACAAAUCUGCCAAGGAGAUUCGCUAUAAGGUUAUUGUGCCAGUGGCUGGUAAGAAAGUGCCAUGGCUUUGGAACUUCCAAAAUAACCACGCUGACAUCUUCCUUUCGAUUCCAAUCGAGUAUCCUGAUAUCACACCGACCUUGAGCAUCCCCACCAAUUUCAGCACAAACUUGCUUGUGGCUAAGAAGGUUGGUCUAGAUAAGACAGACAAGUCGUUGGUGGAGAUCACGCAGGAAGCCAAGGCUUUCGAAAAGAACUUCAAGGUGAACGCUGAGAGCUGGAUAAAACUGCAAGAGAGCUUGCCGCUUGUUGAUAUCGUCAAUUUUGUGAGCAACAAUAUUGAGGUUUUGGGACUUCCUCCACAGGAGUACCAGAGGAUCGUCCAGUUGAUGGAAGAAGUAAAGGCUACAUAA
Messenger RNA from Candidozyma duobushaemuli, 1263 nucleotides. RefSeq lists its product as uncharacterized. Bases 1 to 1263 code for a protein of 420 amino acids. The transcript has a single exon. The record is from RefSeq and is a predicted model, not a curated record. Lineage: Eukaryota; Fungi; Ascomycota; Pichiomycetes; Serinales; Metschnikowiaceae.